UUCAUUUUAAUUAUGAAUGAAGUUUGUCCGUCUUUGGUAACAACCUAUGCUUUUAAAAAUGGUAAAGAAUAUAUUGUAAAGAUAAAAGUUUCUUCGUUAAAAGGAUGUCAACGCAAUUUGGAACUUGCUGUUACUGAUAAAUAUACCGCUGAAAAUUGGCAGUCCUCUUAUGAUGCUGCGUAUAUUGAAAACUUAUCACAUAAAACUGGAAAUUACAAGCAUUUUGAUGUGUUUGUGGCUAUGUUACAGUCCGGCUUGUUGAAAACAAGCGAAUCUAUUACUUUGGAUCUUCUUACAUUCGAAGAUUUAGAAUUGCUUCGGGCACGUAGGUUCGAACGUAACUCGUGUUCAAGUUUGGGAAAUGCAUCGAACAAUCGUCGAUAUCUUAUAUUAACGUACACGGUAGAAUUUGAUCGAAUCCAUUACCCAUUACCUUUGGAAUAUUGUGGCUUACCUGAUCCAGUAGUAUUACAAAAUACCAUUAGAAGAUUACAAGCUGAAAUUGAAAGAUUACAGUCUGUAGGAAGUAAUAGAAAUCUACAAAAACGUGUUGAGCAACUUACAAUCACAAAUCAAAGACUUAUUCAAGAAAAUCAGAGGCUUAUGAAUGGAGGGAAGGGACUGAGGCAUUUAUUGGGAUCAAUAAAAUCAUUAGAGAAUAAUAUUGCUAAGGAACGCGCGUCGUUCAGAACACAAAUUCAGAAACUGAAAGCUGAAAAUACAGCUUUAUUAUUAAAAGUACAACAACUCACUGAAUCUGUUGGUAGAAAACCUGGAGAUGGUAGUCCAGCAUUAAAACGUACUUAUUCACCGUCUGUACGUAGACGAAGCAGAAGUCGUUCUUCUUCGAUUUCUAGUCGUAUUAAAAUGUCCAGUUUAUCGUCAGCUAGCUCAUUGGAAUCAAUUAGAACUCGCGGAUCCCCUUGUCGAAAUACGAAAACAUCAUAUACCAAUAAGAAAAAUAAUUCCAAAAUUGAUUUCGAACAUUUGGAAGCAAGAAUUCACACAUUACAGAAAAUGUUAAAAGAUGGAAUAAAUUUGAAUCAAUGAAUAUAUACACUACAAUAAAUUUCUUUUUUAUAAUAAUAAUUAUUAUUGUACGUUUUGUAUAAUAUAAUUAAAAUGAAUUUAAAUAGAUGAUGCAAUUAUUAACAAAACUACGUAUUUAUACAAGUAAAAUAUAUUUUCUUAAAACUG
This is a messenger RNA of Osmia bicornis bicornis, 1197 nucleotides long. Its product is annotated as centrosomal protein CCDC61-like. Gene Ontology annotation, cellular component: centrosome. The transcript has 7 exons. The record is from RefSeq and is a predicted model, not a curated record. Bases 13 to 1050 code for a protein of 345 amino acids. Lineage: Eukaryota; Metazoa; Arthropoda; Insecta; Hymenoptera; Megachilidae.